This is a messenger RNA of Balaenoptera musculus (blue whale), 1694 nucleotides long. RefSeq names its product beta-1,3-galactosyl-O-glycosyl-glycoprotein beta-1,6-N-acetylglucosaminyltransferase 7. Lineage: Eukaryota; Metazoa; Chordata; Mammalia; Artiodactyla; Balaenopteridae. The record is from RefSeq and is a predicted model, not a curated record. The coding region runs from base 279 to 1643 and encodes 454 amino acids. Gene Ontology annotation, molecular function: acetylglucosaminyltransferase activity. Gene Ontology annotation, cellular component: membrane. The transcript has 4 exons.
UCCAACAAUUACCCUGCGCUGCCCUUCACCUGGGCUGGGUGUUUCCUGCUGUUUGUUUUGUAAGGCAGGGGACCAGCCCCUAAGAAAUACGCAGGUUCUAUUUUCCAACCCAUGCGUCAGGAUCAACAAGAAUAAAAUCCUCCAGGGAUGAAAGGGUAACAAAACCUGCCAAGCAACUCUGUUCAUGUGAUUUCAGCCGGAGCCACAGCAAGAGAAGCAACUGAAGGAAAAAAAAAAAGCCAGGCUGGGCGCGGACACGGCCAGGACCUCUACCCCACAUGCGAGCCUCUCUCGGAAGCUUAGAGGAAAACAUUUCAAACCAUGGUAAUAAGAAGGCGACUGGAGCUCAAAACAUGAGCCAGCUGCGAGCCACAAAGCCAGGUCUUCUCGUGUGCGUAGCCAUUUGCAUCUUUAUUUUUCUUUAUUUAAGGAAUCCAACUCCUGAGGAACCAGAGGAGGAACCCACCUACCCAGCAGUAGUGGAAUGUGGCUUUUAUCCAGAUGAACUGUGUUCGGCUUUGUUUGAAGGGAAAGAGGUGGCUCCCCAAAUUGCAAAAUUCUGUAAAAACCCUCAUGGAUCUGAAAUACUUGCUCAUUUACACAGACCAGGAAAUUGUUCCAGGAUAUCCCAGGAGUUGCAUUUCAUAACCAGACCCCUGUCUGCAGAAGAGGGCACCUUCCCUUUGGCAUAUAUUAUAACUAUUCAUAAGGAGCUGGCUAUGUUUGUGCAGCUUCUCAGAGCUAUUUAUGUGCCUCAAAAUGUUUACUGUAUUCAUGUUGAUGAAAAGGCCCCCAAGAAGUAUAAGACUGCUGUGCAAUCCCUGGUUAAUUGUUUUGAAAAUAUUUUUAUUUCAUCAACGAGAGAGAAAAUGGCUUACAGUGGCUUUAGGAGACUACAGGCAGAUAUUAAUUGUAUGAAAGAUCUAGUCCAUUCCAAAUUUCAAUGGAACUAUGUCAUUAAUCUUUGUGGACAGGAUUUUCCAAUCAAAACUAACAAGGAAAUCAUACACUACAUCAGAAGCAAAUGGAAUGAUAAAAAUAUUACUCCUGGGGUAAUCCAGCCACCAAACAUUAAAUCUAAGGCAAGUCAAAGCCAUCCCGAAUUCACCCCUGAAGAAGAUAUCUAUGUAUCUCCAAAUGAAAGAUUCAAAGAUGAACCACCCCAUAACCUAACAAUUUAUUUUGGAAGUGCUUACUAUGUACUAACAAGGAAGUUUGUAGAGUUUGUACUAACAGACACCCGCGCAAAAGACAUGCUUCGGUGGUCUAAAGACAUCCACGGCCCAGAGCGACAUUACUGGGUAACUCUGAACCGACUGAAAGAUGCUCCAGGUUCCACCCCAAGCACUGGCUGGGAAGGAAACAUUCGAGCCAUUAAAUGGAAAAACAAGGAGGGAACUGUUCAUGAUGGCUGCAAAGGUCGCUAUGUCCAGGACGCCUGUGUGUAUGGACCAGGAGACUUGCCCUGGAUCAUUCAAUCACCUUCUUUGUUUGCCAACCAAUUUGACUCGACUGAGCCUCUUGUGGUCUCGUGCUUGGAGCGGUGGCACAGACUUAAAGUUCUAGGGCAGGCGGAGGUCCCUGUGGAACCACACUGGCAUUUCCAACAGGAGAGUCAUUUUAAUAUGAAAUUGAACCACUGAGCUGGAAGUUAUAGAGAAUGUUUGCUUUCUUACUGGUAUAAUUCUGUUUCC